This is a messenger RNA of Knipowitschia caucasica, 10965 nucleotides long. The record is from the annotation of a GenBank genome assembly. NCBI's taxonomy places the organism in Eukaryota, Metazoa, Chordata, Actinopteri, Gobiiformes, Gobiidae.
AUGGGGUGGUGUUGUAGGGGUUUUGGUGGGAGGGGAGGAUGUGUGGGGGGGUUGAUUGAGGGAUUGAGGUGGAGGUGUUUAGUAUGGAUAGGGUUUGGUUGGGGGGGGGGAAGGGGGGUGGUGGGGUGGGUGGUGGUGUUUGUGGUGUGUUUGGGGGGUGGUUGUGGUUGGUUGUUUUGUUUGUGUUGGUUGGUGGGGUUGGUGUUUUUGUGUGUGUGGGGAGUGUUUGUGUUUUGUUGUGGGGGUGUUUAUGUGGGUGGUGGGGUUGUUGGGUUGGGGUGGUGUUGGAUGGUUUGGGGGUUGUGGGGUGUGGGAGGGUGUUGUGUUUUGUGGUUGGGUUGUGUUGGGGGUGUGGUGGUUUGGUGGGUGUUUGUGUUGAGGGUUGGUGUUGUGGGGAGUGGGGGUUGGGUUGGGUGGUGUUUGAUGGUUGUGGUGUUGUUUAGUUGGGGGAUUGGAGGUGGUGUGGUUGUUUGGGUGGGUUUGUUUUGUGGGUGGGUGGGUUGUGGGGUGGUGUGGAUGGUUUGUAGGUGGGUUGUGUGGGGUGUGUGGGUGGGGUGGGGUGUGGUGGGUUGUGUGGGUGUGGGUUGGUGUGUUGGGUGGGUGUUUGGGUUGUGUGGGUUGUGGUGUGGUGUGGGUUGGUGUUGGGGUGUGGUGGGUUGUUGGGUGGGUGGUGUGUGGGGGGUGGUGUGUUGGUGGGGUGGUGGGGUGUUUGGGUGUGGGUGUGGGGUGGGGGGUGUGGGGUGUUGUGGUGUGGGGGUGGGGUUGUGGUGUGUUGGUAGUUGGUGGGUUGGUGGGUUGUUGUUGGGGGUUGUGGGUGGUGGGUUGUGGGUGGGUGUUGUGUUGGGUGGUGGGUGGUUGGGUGUGGGGUGGGGGGGUGGGUGUGGUGUGGGGUUUGUGUGGUUGUGGUGGGUGGGUGUUGUGUGGGGGUUUGGUUGGGGUGGGGUGUUGUGUGGGGUGUGGUUGGGGGUUUUGUUGGUUGUGGGGUGGGUGGGUGUUUGGGGGUGGGUGGGGGUGGGUUGGUGGGUGUGUGUUGGUGGGGGUGGGGUGUGGGUGGGGUGUUGGGGUGUGGUUGGGUGGGGGUUGGUGGGUGGUGGGGGGUGUUGGGUGUUGGGUUGUGUGGGUGGGGUGUGGGUUUGGGUUGGGGUGGGGUGUGGGGUGUUGUGGUGGGUGUUGGGUGGUGGUGGGGGGUGGGUGGUGGGUGUUGGGUGUUGGGGUGGGGGGUGGUGGGGUGGGGGUUGGUGGGGGUUGUGGGUUGGGGUGUGUGGGGGUGUGGGGUGUGGUGUUGGUGGGUUGGUGGGUGUUGGGUGGUGUGGGGUGGGGUGUGUUGGUGGUGGUGGGUGUUGUGUGGGGGUGGGUGUGUGGUUGUGGGUGGGGGGUGUUGGUGGGUGGGUGGUGGGGUGGUGUGGGGGUUGGUGUGGGGGGGGGUGGUGUGGUGGGGUUGGGUGGGUGUGGGGGUGUGUUGUGGGGUUGGGGUGUUGUGGUGGUUGUGGUGGGGGUGGGUGUGUGGUUGGGGGGGUGGGUGUGGGUUGUGGUGGUGUGGGUUGUGGGGGGUGGUGUGUUGGUGGGUUGGGGUGUGUGGGUGUGGGGUGGUUGGGGUGGUUGGUGUUGGGUGUGGGGGUGUGGUUGGGUGGGUGUUGGGUGGUGGGUUGUUGUGUGGGGUGGGUGGUUGUGUGGUGUGUGGGGGUGGGGUGGGGGGGUGUGGGGUGGGGGGUGGUUGGGGGUUGUGGGGUGGGUGUGUGUGGGUGGGGUGGUGGUGGUGUGGGGUGGGGUUGGGGGUGUGGGUGGGGUUGUGGGUGGUGGGGGUGUGGUGGUGUGGGUGGUGGGGUGGUGGUGGGGGUGUGGUGGGUGGUGUGGGGGUGGGUGGUUGUGGGGUGUGGGGUGGUGUGGGGUGGGUGGUGGUUGGUUUGUGGGGUGUGGGUGGGUGUGGUGGGGUGGGGGGGUUGUGGUGGGGGGGUGGGUGGGGUGGGGUGUGGUGGGGGGUUGUGGUGGUGUGGGGUGGGUUGUGGUGGGUUGUGGGUGGGUGUGGGGUGGGGGGUGUGGUGGGUUGGGGGGGGUGGGGUGGGUGGUUGGGGUGUGUGGUGUGGGGGUGGGGUGGUGUGGGGGGUGUGGUGUGGGUGGUGGGGGGUGUUUGGGUGGUGGGGUGGGGUGUGGGGUGUGGUGGGUGUGGGUGGGUGUGUGGGUGGGGGUGGUGUUGUUGGGUGGUGGGUGUGGUUGUGGUGGGGGGUGUGUGGGGGUUUGGGUGGUGGUGGUUGGGUGUGGGGGGGGUGUUGUGGGUUGGGUUGGUGGUGGGGUUGGUGGGUGGUGGGUUGUGUGGGGUGUGGUGGGUGGGGGUGUGGUUGGGGUGGUUGGUGGGGGUGGGUGUUGGUGGGUUGUUGGUGGGUUGUGGGGGGGGGGGUGGGGGGUGGUGUGGGGUGGGUGGGGGGUGUGUGGUGUGUGGGGGUGUGGGUGUGGGUGGGUGUGGGUGGUUGGGGUGGGUGUGGGUGGGUUGGGGGUGGGGGGGUGGUUGGGGUGGUGGGGGGUGGGUGGGGGGUGGGUGUGUGUGGGGUGGGUUGUGGUGGGGGUUGGGUGGGUGGGGGUGGUGUGGGGGUGGUGGGGUUGGUGGGUGUGGGGUUGUGGGGGUGGUGGGUGUUGGUGGGUGGGUGUGGGGUUGUUGGGUGGGGUGGUGGGGGUGGGUGGGGGUGUGGGGGUGGUGGGUGUGGGGGGGUGGGUGUGGUUGUGGUGUGGGGUGGGUGGGGGUGGUUGUGUGGGUGGUGGGUUGGGUGGGUGGUGUUGUGGUGGGGUGUGGGGUGGGGUUGGUUGGGGGGGUUGUGGGUGUGGGGGUGGGGGGUGGGUUGGGUGGGGGUGUGGGUGUGGGUGUUGGUGGGGGGUGGGUGUGUGGGGUUGUGGGUGUUGGUGGGUGUGUUGGUGUGGGGGGUGGUGGUGUGGGGGGGUGGUUGGUGGUGUGGGGUGUGGUGGGUGGGGGUGGGUUGGGGGGUGUUGUGGGUGGGGGGUGGGUGGUGGUGUGGGUGUUGGGUGGGUGUGGGUUGGGUGGUUGGGGUGGUGGGGUUGGGGGUGGUGGGUGUGUGGGGUUGGGUGUGGUGUGGGUGGGGGGGGUUGGGUGGUGGGGGUGGUUGGGUGGUGGUGGGGGGGUGGGUGGUGGGGUGGGUGUGGGGGGGGGUGGUGUUGGGUGUGGUUGGUGUGGGGUGGUGGGGUGGGUGUGGGUGGGUGUGUGGGGUGGGGGUGGUGGGGGUGGGGUGUGGGUGGGGUGUGGGUUGUGGUUGGGUGGUGUGGGGGGUGGGUGUUGUGGGUGGUGGGGGGUGUGGGUGGGGUGUGUUGGUGGGGUGGGGUGGGUGGUGUUGGUGGGUGUGGGGGGGGUGUGUUGGGGUGGUGGGUUGGUGGGGUGGGGUGGGUGUUGGUGGGUGGGGUUGGGGGGGUGUGGGUGGGGGGUGGUGUGGGGGGGGUGUGGUGGGGUGGGUGGGGUGUGGGGUGGGGGUGGUUGUGGGGUGGGGGUGGGGGUGUGGGUGGGGUGUGUGGGGGGUGGUGUGGGGUGGGGGUGGGUUGGGUGUGGGGUGGGGUGGUGGGGGGUUGGUGGGGGUGGUGGGGGGUUGGGGUGGUGGUGUGGGUGGGGGUGGUUGGGGGGUGUGUUGGUGGUGGUUGGGGGUGGGGUGGGGGGGUGGGUUGUUGUGGGUGGUGGGGUGGGGUUGUGUGGGUGUGGGGGGGGUGUGUGGGGUGGGUGUGUUGGGUGGUGGGUUGUGGGGGGGUUGUUGGUGGGGGGGUGGGUGUGUUGGUGGGGGUGGGUGUGGGGGUGGGGGUGUGGGGUGGGUGUGGGGGGUGUGUGGGUGGGGUGGUGGGGGUUGGGGUGUGGUGUGUGGGGGGUGGUUGGGGUGGUGGGGGUGUGGGGGGGGUGUGGGUUGGGUGGUGUGGGUGGGUGUGGGGGUUGGGGUGGGUGUGGUGGGUGGGUGUGGGUGUGGGGGUUGGGUGGGGGGGUGGUGGUGGGUGGUUGGUGGGUGUGGUUGGUGGGGGUUGGGUGGGGUGGUUGUGGGUGGGGUGUGGUGGGUUGGUGUGGGGUGGUUGGGUGGUGGGUGGGUGUUGUUGGGGUGUGGGGGGGGGUGGGGGUGGGUUGUGGGGUGGGGGUGGUGUGGUGGGUGUUGGGUGGGUGGGGGUGGGGGGUGGGGUGGUGUGUGGGGUGGGUGUGGGUGGGUGGUGGGGGGUGUGUGUGGGGUUGGGUGGGGGUUGGGUUGGGGUGGUGUGGGGUGGUGGUGUUGGGGGUGGGUGGUGGGGUGUGGGGGUGUGGGUGGGGUGGUGGGGUGUGGGUGGGGGUUGUGUGUGUGGGGGUGGGGGUGGUGUGGGUGUGUUGGGGUGGGGGUGGUGGGGGUGUGGUGUGGUUGGGGGUGGUGGGUGGUGGGGGUUGGGUGUGGGUGUGGUGGGUGGGGGGGUGGGUGGGGGUUGGGUGGUGGGGGUGGGUGUGGGUGUUGUGGUGGGGUUGGUGGGGUGGGGUGGGGGGUGUUGUGGGUGGUGGGUUGUGGGGGUGGGGGGUUUGGGGGUGGUGGGUUGUGGGUGGGGGGGUGUGGGUGGGGGUGGGGUGGUUGGGGUUUGUGGGUGGGUGGUUGGGGGUGUUGUGGUGUGGGGGGUGGGGUGGUUGUGGGGUGGGUGUGGGGGUGUGGUGGGGUGUGGUGUGGGUGGGUGGUUGUGUGGGGUGUGGGUGGGUUGUGGGGGUGGGUGUGGGGGGGUGGGGGGGUUGGGUGGGGGGUGUGGGUGUGUGGUUGUGGGGGUGUGGGUGGGGGUUGUGGGUGUGGUUGGGGGGUUGGGGGUGGUGGUGUGGGUGGGUUGUGUUGGGGGUGGUGGGUUGGGUGUGGGGGUGGGGUGUGGUGGGGGGUGGGUGGGGUUGUUGGGUGUGGUGGGUGUGGUGUGGGGGUGGUGGGGUGUGGGGGUGUGGGUUGUGGUGGGUGUGGGUGGGUUGGUGGGGUUUGUGGGUGGUGGGGUGUGGGGGUGGGUGGGGUGGGUGGGGGUGUGGGUGGGUGUGUGUGGUGUGGUGGGUUGUGGGUGUGUGGUGUGGGGGGGUGGUGGUGGUUGUGGGGUGGGGUGGUGGGUGUGGGUGUGGGGGUGUUGGGUGGGUGGGUGUGGGGUGGGGUGGGGGUUGUGGGUGGGGGUGGGGGUGUGGGGUGGGGUGUGUGGUGUUGGGGUGGGGUGGGUGGGUUGUGGUUGGGGGGUGGUGGGUGUGGGGGUGUGGUGUGGGUGGGGUGUGUGGGGUGUGUUGUUGGUGGGGUUGGGGGUGGGGUUGGUGGGUGGGGGUGGGGUGGUGUGGGGGUGGUGGGGGUGGUGGGGGUGGUGGUUGUGGGGGGUGGUGGGUGUGGUGUUGUGUGGGUGGGGGUGGUGUGGGUGGGUUGGUGGUGGGUGGGGUGGGUGUGUUGGUGGUGGGGUUGGUGGGUGUGGGUGGUGUUGGUGGGUGUGGUGUGGGGUGGUUGGGGGUGGGUGGGGUGGGGUGGUUGGGGGGGGUGGGUGGUGGGGUUGGUUGUGUGGGUGGUGGGUGUGUGGGGGUGGGUGUGGUUGGGGGGGUGGUGGGUUGUGUUGGGGGUGGGGUGUUGGUGGUGGGUGGGGGGUGUUGGUGGGUGUGGGGUUGGGUGUGGUGGGGUGUGGGGGGGGUUGGUGUGGGGGUUGUGGGGGGUGGGGUGGGUGUUGGUGGGGGUGGGGUGUGGGUGGGUGGUUGGGGGGGGGUGGGGGUGUGUGGUGGGGUUGUGGUGUGGUUGGUUUGGGGGGUGUGGGGUGGGGUUGUGGGUGUGUGGUUGGUGUGGGGUGGUGUGGGGUGGUGUGGUGGUUGUGGGGGGUGGUGGGGUGGGGUUGUGGGUGGGUGGGGGGUGUGGUGGUGGGGUUGGGGUGUUGGGGGUGGGUUGGGUGGUGGUGGGUGGGUGGGUGGGGUUGGUGGGUGGUGGGGUGGUGGGGGUGUGGUGGGUUGUGGUGGGGGUGUGGUGUGGGGGGUGGGUGUUGGUGGGUUGUGGGGGUGGGUGUGGGUUGGGGGGUUGGGUGUUGGUGGGUUGGGGUGGGGUGGGGGUUGUGGUGGGGUGGUGGGUGUGGGUGUUGGGGGGGUGGGUGUUUGUGGUGGUGGGGUGGUGUGGGUGGGGUUGUUUGGGUGGGGUUGGUGGGGGUUGGUGGUGUGGUGGGGGUGGGGGUGGUUGGUGGGUUGGGGGUGUGGGUGGGGGUGUGUUGGUUGGUGGGUGGGUGGUUGGGUGGGGGGGGUGGUGGGGUUGUGUGGUGGGGGUGGGUGGGGGGUGGGGGUGUGGGGUGGGGGUGGUUGGGGUGUGGGUGGGUGUUGGUGGGGUGUGGGUGGGGGGUGGUGGGGGUGGGGUGGGUGGUGGUGGGGUUGGUGGUGUGUGGGGUGUGGGUGUGUGGGGGUUUGGGUGGUGGGGGGGGUGUGGUGGGGGUUGUGUGGUGUGGGGUUGGGGUGGGGUGGUUGGUGGGUGUGUGGGGUGGGUUGUGGUGGUGGGGUGUUGGUGUGGGGUGGUGUGGGGGGUGUGGGGUGUGGGGUGGUGGUGGGGGUGGUGGGUGGGGGUGGUGUGGGGUGUGGGGGGUGGGGUGUGGGGGUGGGUUGUGGUGGGGUGGGGGGUGGUGGGGUGUUGGGUGGUGGGGGUGUGGUGGGGUGGGUGGGGUGGGGUGGGUUGUGGGGGGGGUGGGGUUGGGUGGUGGGUGGGGUGUGUGGGGGUGUGGGGUGGGGGGGUGUGGUGGGUGUUGGGGUGGUGGGGUGGUGGUUGUGUGGGUGGGGGUGUGGUGUGGGUGUGGGUGGUGUUGGGGGGUGGGGUGGGGGUUUGUGGUGUGUGGGUGGGUGGGGGUUUGGUGGUGUGGUGGGUGUGGGGUGGGUGUGGGGUGGGUGGGGGUGGGGUUGUGGUGGGGUGGGGGUGGUUGGGUGGGGUGGGUGGGUGGGGUGUGGUGGGGGGUGGGGUGGGGGUGGUGUGGGUGGUGGGUGGGUGGGUGGGUGUGGGUGGGGGGGGUGGUUGUGGUGGGGUGGUGGGUUGGGGGUGGGUGGGGGGGUGGUGGGGGGGUGUGGUGGUGGGGGUGGUUGGGUGUGGGUGGUUGGGGGGGUGGGGGGGUGUGGUGGUGUGGGGGGUGUGGGUGGGGGGUGGUGGGUGUGGGUGGUUGUUGGGGUUGGGUGGGUGGGGUUGGGGGGGUGGGGGGGUGUGGGUGUGGGGUGGGUGUUGGGGUGGGUGUGGGUGUGUGGGGGGUGGGGGUGGUGGUUGGGGUGGUGGGGUGGGGUGUGUGGGGUUGGUGGGGGGUGGUGUGGGGGGUGUGGGUGGGGUGGGUGUUGGGGGUGUGGGGUGUGGGGGUGGUGGGUGUUGGUGGUUGUGGUGGGUGGGGUGUGUGGGUUGGUGGGGGUGGUGGGGGGUGGUGUUGGGGGUGGGGGUGGGGGGGGUGUGGGGGUGGGGGUGGGGUGUGGUGGGGGGGUGGUGGGGUGGUGGGGGGGUGUUGGUGUGGGUGUGGGGUGGGGGUGGUUGGGUGGGGGUGGGUGUGUGGGGGGUUGGGGGUGGGGGUGGGUGGGGGGGUGUGGGGGUGGUGUGGUGUUGUGGGGGGUGUGGGUGGGGGGUUGGGGUGGUGGGGGUGGUGUGGUUUGUGUGGGUGUGGGGGUGGUGGGGGGGUGUGGGUGGGUUGUGGGGGUUGGUGUGGGUGGGGGUGGGUGGUGGUGUGGGGGGUUGGGUGUGGGGGUGUGGUGUGGGGUGGUGGGGUGGUGUGGUGUUGUGUGGGUGGGUGGGUGGGUGUGGGGGGGUUGGGGGUGGGUGUGUUGUGGGUGGUGUUGGGGUGGGUGGGGUGGGGGUGGGGGGUGUGGUGGGGGGGUGUUGGGGUUGUGGGUUGGUGGUGGGUGGGGUUGGGGUGGGUGGGGGUGGGGGGUUGGUGGGUGGUGGGGGGUUGGUGUGGGUGGGUGGGUGUGGGGGUGUGGUGUUGGUUGGGUGUGGGGUUGGGGGGGUGGGUGUGGGGUGGUUGGGGGGUGUGGGGGGGGGGGUGGGGUGGGGUGGGGGUGGUGGGGGGGUUGGUGGUUGGUGGGUGUGGUGGGGUGUGUGGGGGUGGGGUGUGGUGUGGGGUGGGGUUGGGGGUGGGUGGGGUGUGGGUGGGUGGGGUGGUGUGUGGGGGUGGUGUGGGUGGGGGGGGGGUGUGGGUUGGGGGGGGGGGUGGUGGGGGGUGUGGGUUGUGGGGGGGUGGUGGUGGGUUGGGUGGGGUGUGGUGGGGUGGGUGGUUGGUGUGGGGGUGUGGGGGGUGGGUGGGGGGGUUGGGGGUGUUGUGGGUGUGGUGGGGUUGGGGGGGUGGUGGGGUGUGGGUGGGGGUUGUGGGGGGUGGUUGUGGUUGGUGGGGUGGGGGUGUUGGGGUUGGGUGGGUGGUUGGUGGGGGUGUGUUGUGGUGGUGGGUGGGUGGUGGGGGUUGGGGGUGGGUGGUGGUGGGGGUUGUGGGGUGUGGGUGGGUGGGGUGUGGGUGGGGGGUGGUUGGGUGUGGGGGGUGUUGGUGGGUUGGUGGGGGUGGGGGUUGUGUGGGGGUGGUUGGGUGGUGGGGGGUGGUUGGUGGUGUGGGGGGUGGUGGGUUGGUGUGGGGGGUGUUGGGUGGGUGUGGGUGGGGUGUUGGGGGGGUGUGGUGUGGGGGGGUGUUUGGGGUGUGGUGGGGGGUUUGGUGUGGUGGGGGGUUGGGUGUGGUGUGUGGGUGUGGUUGGUGGGGGGUGGGGUUGGGGGGUGUUGGUUGGGGGUGGGUGGGGGUGGUGUGGGGGUGGGGUUGUGGGUGUGGUGGGGGGUGGGGGGGUUGUGGGGUGGUGGGUGUGGUGGGUGUGGGGUUGUGGGGGUGGGUGUUGGGUGUGGUUGGGUGGGGGUGGUGGUGGUGGGGGGUGGGGGGUGGUGGGUGUGGGUGGUUGGGGGUGGGGUGUUGGGGGUGUGGUGGGGGUGUGUGGGUUGGGGGGGGGGGUGUGUGGGUGGUGGGGUGGGGGUUGGUGGUGGGUGGGUGGGUGGUGGGGGUGUUGGUGUGGGUGGGUGUGGGGGUGGGGUUGGGGGGUGGUGGGGGUUGUGGGGGGGGGUGGGUGUGUGGGGUUGUGGUGGGGUUGGUGGGUUGUGGUGGGUGUGGGUGGGGGUUGGGGUGGGGGGUUGUGGUGGGGGUGUGGGGGGUGUGGGGGUUUGGUGGUGUGGUUGGGGUGUUGGUGGGGUGUGUGGGUGGUGUGGGUGGGGGUGUGGGGGUGGUGUUGGUGUGGUGUGUUGGGGGUGGGUGGGGGUUGGUGUGGGGUGGGUGUUGGGUGGUGUGUGGGGGUGGGGGGGUGGGUGGUUGUGGGGGUGGGUGUGUGGGGUGGGGGGGUUGUGGUGGUUGGUGGGGUGUGGGGGUUUGGGGUGGGGGGGUGGGUGUUGGUGGGUGGGGUUGUGGGGGGGGUGUGGGGGGUGGGGUGUGGGGUGGGUGUGUGGGGUGUGGUGGUUGGUGGGGGUGGGGGGUGUGUGGGUGUGGGGGUGGUGGGUGGUGGGGUGGUGGGGUGGUGUUGGGGUGUGGUGGGGUGUUGGGUGGGUUGUGGGGGGGGGUUGGUGGUGGUGUUGGUGUGGGUGGUGGGUGUUGGUGGUGGGUGUGUGGGUGGGGUGUGGGUGGGGGUUGGGUGGUGGUGUUGGGGGUGUGGGGGGUGUGGGUUGGGUGGGGUGUGGGGGUGGGGGGUUGUGUGGGUGUGGUGGGGGUGUGGGGGUGGUUGGGUGGGUGGUGGGGUUGUGUGGGUGGGGGGUGGUGUGGGUGUUGGUGUGGUGGGGGUGGGGGUGGUGGGUGGGGGGUGGGUGGUGUGUGGGGUUGUGGGUGGUGGGGGGUGUGGGUUGGUGGGUGUGGGGUGGUUGGGGGUGUGGUGUGGUGUGGGGGUGGGGUGGUUGGUGGGGGGGUGGGUGGUGGUUGUGGUGGGUGGGGUGUGGUUGGGGUGGGGUGGUGGGGUGUGUUGGGUGGUGGGGUGGGGGGGGGGUGGUUGGUGUGGGGUGGGUGGGUGUGUUGGUGGGUGUGGGUGGUGGGGGGGUUGGGGGUGGGGUUGGUGGGUGGGUGGUUGUGUGUGGGGUGGUGGGUGUGGGGGGGGUGGGGUGUGGGGGGUGGUUGGGGUGUGGUGGGGUGGGGUUGUGGUGGGGUUGUGGGUGUGGUGGGGUGGGGGGGUGUGUGGGGUGGUGGUGGGUGGGGGUUGUGGGUGGGGGGUGGUGGGGGGUGGGGGUUGGGGUGGGUGGGUGGUGGUGGGGUGGGUGGGUGGGGGUGUUGUGGUGUGGGGGGUGGGGGUGUGGGUGUGGGUGGUGUGGGGGGGGUGGGGGGUGUGGGUUGUGGUGGGUGUGGUUGUGGGGUGGGGGUGGGUGUUGGUGGGGUGGUGGGGGGUGGUGUGGUGGGGUGGUGGGUGUGGGGUGGGUGUUGUGUGGGUGGGGGUUGGUGGGUGGUUUGGGGGUGUGGGUGUGGGUUGUGGGUGGUGUGGGGGUGGGGUUGGGGGUGGGGGGUGGGGUGGUGGGUGUGUGGGGGUUGUUGGGGGUGGGUGUGUGGGUGGUUGUGGGGGUGUGGUGGUGGGGUGGGGUUGGUGUGGGGUGGUGUGGGGGGUUGUGGGUGGUGGGGGGGGGGGUGUGGGGUGGUGGGGUUGGUGGGGGGGUGUGGUGGGGGUGGUGUGGGGUGGGUGUGGGGGGGGGUGGUGUGGGGGUGGGGGGUGGUUGGGGGUGGGGGGGUGUGGUGUGGGGGGGUGGUGGGUGGGGGUGUGUUGGGGUGGGUGGGGGUGGGGUGUGUGGGUGGUGGUGUGGGGUGUGGUGGGGGGGGUGGGUUGGGGGUGUGGGUGGGGUGUGGGGGGGGGGUGGGUGUUGGGGUGGGUGGGGGUGGGUGUGGGUGGUGGGGGGUGGGGGUGGGUGUGGUGGGGUGUGGGUUGGUGGUGGGUGUGGGGGGGUUGGGGGGGGGGUGUGGGGGGUUGGUGGGGGGUGGGGGUGGGGGGUGGUGGGGGUUGGGGUGGUGUGGGGUGGGGGGGUGGUGUGUAGGGGGGGUGUGAGGUGGUAG